ACUGCUGUGUGUAGGCUGCCUCUGCCGCUGUCGAUAAUAAUGUGUGCAGUGAGGCGUCGGGUGGCGCGGGAAGGCAGGCGUCGCCAGUAGGGGUGUGGUGAAGCCGGCAGCCUAUCACAGAGCAGCAUCCGUGAGCCAAUGAGAGUGAGCGCCUGGAGGGGGGAGUGGGAAGUGGUUGUCGGCAUGAGAGCGGUGUUCAGUGCGAGAUGAGCUCUUGGUAAGAUGAUGCCUCUGGCUCCUACGCCGGUUGUCGCGGUGCCAUCCAAGCCCAAGAUUGGAUUUUCGAUUGACUCGAUUGUCGGUUCGCGAGGAGGUUCGCCGAGUCGCAGCGAUGGAGAGCAGAGUGCCGCCUCCGACAGUCCGAUCGGCAGUCAGCGGUCGCGGUCACCCAGCCUGUCACCGCCCCCGACCGUGGUGCGGCCGUCGGCACUGCCGCCACCAGGUGCGUUCGCCAAGUACCUGCACCAUCCGCCGCCCCCAGGCCUCGUGCACCACGCCGAGCACCAGCAUCACCAGCUGGCACUCGCCGCCGCCGCUGCCCAGCACUUCCAGGCUGCCAACCUCGCCGCCGCCCUCAACGCUCAGGCUCAGCCGCCCCCAGGCCCACCGGCCCAACUCCUCGGCCCCCCUGGCCACCAUCCUCCACGCGACACCUACCCUCUCUACCCGUGGCUGCUCUCGCGGACUGGCCGCAUAUUUCCACACCGAUUCCCUGGAGGACCCGACAUUCCAGGUUUCCUCUUGCAGCCGUUCAGAAAACCGAAGAGGAUACGAACAGCAUUCAGUCCGAGUCAACUUUUGAAGCUGGAGCACGCUUUCGAGAAGAACCACUAUGUGGUGGGAGCCGAACGCAAGCAGCUCGCUCAGUCGCUCAGUCUCACCGAGACGCAGGUGAAAGUCUGGUUCCAAAAUCGGCGAACCAAGCAUAAGCGUAUGCAACAGGAAGAGGAGGCGAAAGCCCAACAGCAAGCGGCAUCAGCCAACAAAAACUCACACCACGUCAAUAAGUGGAAACAGGAGACGUCACAGCAGCCUGCGUCACAGCAGCGGGAACAGAGCCCCCAGAGUCAGCAAACCAGUCAUCCUCAGCCCAUGACUCUGCAGCAGAGACACUCAUCGUCCCGAGACACAGACGGAUAUUCUUCAGGAUCGGAGACGUAGCCAGAGGGUGCACUGGCUCAGGCUUUACGGCCAACGUUUUGUGAACACUUACCUGUGCUGUGAAAAACAAUCUGUACUUUGGUAGAUAGGAGACUGAUGAUGCACUCAACUUGAGGCUGUGCAUCAUCAAUGCUUUUUGAAACUUUCAAAAUAGAAUAAGUGCCAGUUGCACAACAGUCGGUUAAAUUUUAAUCGUGAUUAAUUCCAUGAGAGCCAAUCAGAGAAGCCGUCUUAUCAAGAAGGCCUUCUCUGAUUGGUUCUCGUGAAAUUAAUCACGCUUAAAAUUUGACCGGAAGUUGUGCAGCAUAGCCUAAGUCUCCCCAAAUUCCAACUUUAGGCGUUCAUAUCUUGAAAAGUAAUAAUGAUAAAUUUCUACUUCCAAUUUUUUCAAUUAACAAGUUUUUCCUGAGAAAUCUGUUCCAGGUAUCCAAAUAGUAUAGUAUCCAAAUCGAAAUACUUCGAAAAAUAUCAUCAGUAAAACGUUUCGAAAAGCAUGAUGCACAGCCUUAGGGUACGAACAGAACGGUCAGGUCGAUAUUCAACUUUCAUAGUAAGUCUUCUUGUAAAAAUGAGUACAGACUCAUGCGCCACGAACACGAGCAUUCCACUUUACAUCAGCUGAUGCUAUGCUUAUUAUAUCUGUAACUAAGGGCCGGUUUCCGAGCUCGGGAUUUAGGUGAGUUAUAGACUUUAAACAGCUGGAGGUAGAAAAUUGGCUUUCCAAAACGGGGCGUAGUCGCAGUAAAUAGUUGCAGCAAAAUAAAUCCUGAUUUUCACAUUUCUAUAAUUGGAUAGGAUUUCGUUGACGAAAUAAAACAUUUUUUGUGUAGUUGAGAAGUUAAUAUUGUG
This is a messenger RNA of Nilaparvata lugens (brown planthopper), 2010 nucleotides long. Its product is annotated as homeobox protein EMX2. Gene Ontology annotation, molecular function: DNA binding; DNA-binding transcription factor activity, RNA polymerase II-specific. The transcript is spliced from 3 exons. Gene Ontology annotation, biological process: regulation of DNA-templated transcription; neuron differentiation; brain development. The coding region runs from base 223 to 1161 and encodes 312 amino acids. The record is from RefSeq and is a predicted model, not a curated record. Lineage: Eukaryota; Metazoa; Arthropoda; Insecta; Hemiptera; Delphacidae.